Mustela lutreola (European mink) is the source of this 3027-nucleotide messenger RNA. It is a transcript of the gene FAXDC2, whose product is annotated as fatty acid hydroxylase domain containing 2. Lineage: Eukaryota; Metazoa; Chordata; Mammalia; Carnivora; Mustelidae. Gene Ontology annotation, biological process: sterol biosynthetic process. Gene Ontology annotation, molecular function: C-4 methylsterol oxidase activity; iron ion binding. The coding region runs from base 280 to 1320 and encodes 346 amino acids. The transcript has 10 exons. The record is from RefSeq and is a predicted model, not a curated record.
AGUCGGCUGCUCCGUAACUCGAUCACUGUGACCGGCCUCCCGAGCCACCGAGGAGCCGCGAGGGUGGGCAGCCGCGCAGUGACAGCAGCCGCCUAGGUAGGGGCGGAGGAGAAGGGGAGGCGAGCGUGGGCUGUGGACCGGGACCUCGGAGGAGCUGGGACACGGACCCCUGCAGAGAUGCUGUCUCCCUGACUGGAUAUCAGAUGUCCCAGUAUUCCUGCCUGACAGCUUUUCCUCUGAGCUGACCGCAUCCCUCCUGCAUACCGUCGUCCCAGUGAGAUGAUGAAGGGAGAAGCUAGAAGAAUGCAACACAGUGACAAGCCAAAGCAGGAGGGACACAUCUGGGGCUCCAUGAAGAGGACAGCUUUCAUCUUGGGCUCUGGCCUUCUCUUGCUUGUGGCCUUCUGGAACUCAGUCACAUGUCUUCACCCAGAAACCUCUAUGACUUCUCUUCCAAGGCAUCUUCAGAGAUUCUGGGGCGCUUCUGGCUAUUUUUGGCAAGCCCAGUGGGAGAGGCUGCUGUCGACAUUCGAAGGGAAGGAGUGGGCCCUCUACAUUAUAGGUGCCACCCAAGUACCAGUUCUGUUCUUCUGGGCCUUCAACGGGCUUCUGCUGGUGGUUGACACAACCGGAAAACCUAACUUCAUCUCCCGCUACCGAAUUCAGGUUGGCAAGAAUGAACCAGUGGACGCCGAGAAACUACGCCAGUCUGUCCGCACAGUUCUCUUCAACCAGUGCGUGAUCUCUCUGCCCAUGCUGGUCUUCCUCUAUCCCAUCCUCAAGCUGCGGGGAGACCCCUGCCGCCGAGAGCUACCCACCUUCCACUGGUUCCUCCUGGAGCUGGCUAUCUUCACUCUGAUUGAGGAAGUCCUGUUCUACUACUCGCACCGGCUCCUUCACCACCCAGCAUUCUACAAGAAAAUCCACAAGAAACACCAUGAGUGGACAGCUCCCAUUGGCGUGAUCUCGCUCUAUGCCCACCCUAUCGAGCAUGUGGUCUCCAACAUGCUGCCGGUGAUGGUGGGUCCCCUAAUAAUGGGCUCCCACUUGUCCUCCAUCACCACGUGGUUCUCCUUGGCCCUCAUCACCACCACCAUUUCCCACUGUGGCUACCACCUACCUUUCCUGCCUUCACCUGAAUUCCAUGACUACCAUCAUCUCAAGUUCAACCAGUGCUAUGGGGUGCUGGGGGUGCUGGACCACCUCCAUGGGACCGACACAGUGUUCAAGCAGACUAAGGCCUACGAAAGACAUAUCCUCCUGCUGGGCUUCACCCCACUGUCUGAGAGCAUCCCGGAUGCCCUGAAGAAGAUGGAGUGAGAGAGGGCCCCAGGGCCAUCCUGGCUUUCCCCCUCAGUAGACUGCUUCGAUGGCCUGAGGCAUUCUGACUGCACCAAACUUGCUCCUCCAGCCAUUCACUAAUGACAGCACCACUGGGGCAGGGGGUUAAAUCAGCUUCCCAGAAAAGCAGGCCAAGGAUGGGGUCAGGGCUCCCCCAGCUGCCCCUGUUGUCCCUCAGAAGGAACAAGAAGUUGGCUUAAGGAAGGGGGUAAAACAGCUCCCCAGAAUGGAGGCCAGUGAGAAGAAACCACUUUUUAGAGCGGUCCUGGUGAGUCCCUCUGGUCGUUUGCUGAGGAAGGGAAAAGAUGACCCCAGAUGACCUUUUUAUGACCUAGACAAGAUACAGAGAAUGCAAAAGUAGCGGUGAGAUAGGAAGCUACUGCCAGCUCUGGGAGAUCUCCUCCGGGUGCCAGGGGGUGAGGGAACCAGAAGGGAUUACUUUGCCCCUUCCUGUCGCUAAAAGCUUUUCUCAAAUCCUACUCUGGCCAGGGCCAGGACACCCUCAUUUCCCAAACACACAAACACACAGUCAGCUAACACAGGCCCCAUUUCAACUCUGCCCCAUUACAAACAUCAUCCCUCUGUGAAAAGAAAAAAGCCUAUCACAGAGCGCCCCUCCCUGGAUGAAAACCGGGAUAUCAAACAGAUGCACACCAACUCCCAUCUUCAGUCAGAUGUGGAAACAGAAACCACAGGCCAAACCCUGCUGACCUGCUAAGCUGGCGGUCCUUUUAUCCACAGAAGGGAGGGUCAGAGUUCCUGACCUUUGGGGACACCCAACUGAGGGGGCUAGAACCCUCUCAGAAAAGGCAAGAAAAACAUGGCUGACCAAAGGGCAAAACCCUUUUCCUUCCCCCAGAUGAUUAACCAGUUGUCUCAACACCAUUUAUUUCUAAUGAAACUUUGUCAGGAACCUUAUUAUCUGAAACAAAACCAAAGACCUGCGUGGGCUGCAGCAGUCCCCGGCCUGGCCUUACCUUAGCAGCCAGACAUUGUCAGGAACCCUGCAGCUCCCAAGGACAAUCUGAAGACCACCAUUAUCAGUUACUAAACUCUUGUUCUUUGGACUUUCAGCUGUCAAGAAAACCAUCCGUUGUUUUAUUAACCACCUUAAUACUAGAUGGAGCCAAGUCUCCAGGCAGAUCUAAGACUCCUUCCUUCCUAUCAGCCCUACAACUCCAGACCUGCCCAGUACACCAACUGGGCACUUACCAGUGUCCUCCUUGGCCUUCAAAACCCCACCCACCCCAUCCCCUAGUCUGACCUUGGUGGGCCUGGCCCCAUCCCCAAAACACCCAUGCCCUGAGCUGCCGCAGCUGCUAACCCGCACGCGCAACCUAUUCUUACAAGUAAACACUUAGGAAACAGCCCAUCUUCAGUAUACUUAAUAGGGUAGGGAAUGAGGAAUGUGGAGGAGGAGGAAGAAUAGAUGCCUUUCUUCCUGUGAGGGCUUUAGACUUUGAGGUACUUAGAGGGUCAAGAGGCUGACAGUCUCUCAUACCUUUUGGCAGCCAGGUGUCUGGGCUCUGAAAGAGGGGCCUGGGCCCGUUCUCUUCUUCAAACAGAAUGGCCCGGAGGUUGGUGAACAAGUGAGACUUACAAAAAGGCAGACGUCACCAAAUUCCCAAUAGACCUUGUGAGGGUGAAAGUGGAAGGCAUGGAAAAUAAACUGAUCUCUUAAUUCCA